Messenger RNA from Ochlerotatus camptorhynchus, 495 nucleotides. RefSeq lists its product as uncharacterized. NCBI's taxonomy places the organism in Eukaryota, Metazoa, Arthropoda, Insecta, Diptera, Culicidae. Bases 1 to 495 code for a protein of 164 amino acids. The transcript has 2 exons. The record is from RefSeq and is a predicted model, not a curated record.
AUGAAGCUCUUCAUCGUUCUAUCGGUGACGAUUUCCCUCGCCCUGGGAGCACCAGCCGAAGAAUCGAAAAACGCCGACAGCAAGAAAGACAAACGUGGACUCGUGGAGAUUGGACACAACUUUGGCUUCGAAGAGCCUCUGCUCGUGGAACCCAUUCAUGCGUCUCACGUUACCAAGCAUGUGACGGUUACCAAUAACGUUCCCGUUCUGUACCCGGUAGAAGUAGAGAAGCACAUCCCAAUCGUGGUGGAGAAGAAAGUCCCGGUCUACAUCGAGAAGCAGGUCCAUGUUCCCGUUGAACGUCUGGUGUCCUACCCCGUUAAGGUUAACGUCCCAGUAGUGCACAAGGAGUACGUCCAAGUGGCCAAACCUUACCCGGUGCACGUGGAGAAGUCUUACCCUGUCUACGUCAAGGAUCCAAUUUAUUAUGAGCAGCCAGCUCCGGUCUACGUGAAGAAUAGUUACUACCAGAAUAAGAAGCCAUACUACGGCUGA